GCCGCGAGAUGGAGACCUGCCUCGACGGGAGGGGGAUGCCGCUUCCCAAGAGGUUCAGGCUCGAGGGCGGCGCCGCGGCCGCGGCCGCGCGCCCUGGGCGGCCUCGAGACGGAGCGCCGCCGGGAGGUGGAUACCUACCUCGACUGGAUCGGGAUCCCGCUUCCCAAGGGGUUCUCAGGCUCGAGGGCGGCGCUGCGGCCGCGACCGCCGGGCAGGUCGCCCUGGCCGUCGGGUCAGAGAACUCUGAGAGGCGCUGCGGACCUGCGGAGCCGCCAGGGAGCGGUUGGCGCGCUGCUGCCGCCUGGGCAACCAGUUUCGCCGUUGCGCUUCGGCUCUGCCAACACCACGGCCAGGUCGGGGAUGCUCCGCCGGCUGCAGGCGGAGGCGAGCGGCCCUGUGGCCUGCCUGCAGGAGACGGGCACGCCUGCCGCGGCCUGCGAGGCCGUGGAGCGGGCCUCGGCGCCGAGUGGAAGGUCAUCCUGGCGCGGUCGGGAGCCUACCUGGCCGCCGCCCGAGCUCCGUUCGUCAUCGGUGGCGACUGGAACUGCUCAGCCCAGGAACUCGAGGCGUGGGGCUGGCCGCAGAGGGCGCCGGGCAUGGCCACGCUCCGCACCGGCAGCGGGUCGGAGCUCACCUACUUUGUGGCGUCGGCGGGGCGGGGCGGCGAGGCACGGCGGCGGCCGCCCGCGCGCGCGCUGCUUCGAGAGGCCCGCCGGGCACGGGAGCGCCCGGGCACCCAGUGGGCCCCGCGGAGUCGGCCGCGGACGGUGCCUGGCGCGGCCCGCGGCCUCUGCAAGGGCCCCUCGCGGCCGGGCGCCCGACGUCGCCGACAGAGAUCUGGACGCCCGACAUUGUCAUGGGCACGGAAAAGAGCGUUGCGCCUGCUGCCCUCGACGCUCUGCAGGCCAAUGACCAGGUCACGUGGAGGUUCGGGGAGCUGGAGCCGUUCGACCUGGAGGACGUGCCGCCGAGACCCUCUUGGAGCUGCCGCCGCCGCCGCCACCGCCUCCCCCGGAGAUCGUCGCCGCGGCAGCGGCCUUUAAGGCGGGCUUGGCAUGCGGCGUCGACGCCUUGAAUCUCAGCGCCGACGUGCUCUGCGCUCUGGGGCUGAUUUCUUGCUGGCGCCCUCCCCCCGCCGUAGGGUGCCUGGCUAAACGUGGCGGACAGAGCGUGGAGCUAAAAAAAACGUUGGGGUUGAUGCUGCACGUGAUCGAGGCGACCGCAUUCAUCCCGAGAGCCCUGAGCGAGGUCCUUGUGGGCUUUCGACAGGGACCCCGCGCGCGCCCUCCGCCUGGAGUCGAUGAGCACGCUCCUGGGCUUCUCCAGGGCCUUCGAGGGGGCCACGCACGCGGGGCUCUCGAUGGCGGCGCGUCGGCAUGGCUACAGGCCCCGCCGGCGCAAGCUGCUGCUUCGAGUCCACGGAGGGCCCCGACGCUUGUGCCUUGAC
Messenger RNA from Prorocentrum cordatum, 1447 nucleotides. NCBI's taxonomy places the organism in Eukaryota, Dinophyceae, Prorocentrales, Prorocentraceae. The record is from the annotation of a GenBank genome assembly.